AUGGAGAACCCGAGGACGUAUGACUUGUCAGACCUUGACAAAGCAGGCUUCACCAAGACCGUGAAAGUCGUCCUAUUCUAUGACCUCCAGGCCACUGUUGAUCCUGAGAGUGUGAUUUCCUCUUUACUGGAGGGAGUCAAGCACGCAACUCACCUACUACCCUUCAUGGGAGGAAAUCUCCAGUUGAAUGAGUCUGGAAGGCUCUGCAUCGUAGCCUCCCCUGAUAGCUCGGUGCAAGUCAGCAUACGUCGGUUCACGAGCACCGAGUGCAACCCUUUCCAUGUCUUGGCACAGGACUCGUUCUCUCCCAGCAAGCUGGACUUGACUCGAUUCCUCCCAGAAGAACCAACGGCCAAGCAUCCAGUCUGCCUAAUGCAAGUCAGCCUCAUCCAAGGAGGCCUGGCCGUAGGGUUUCGUAUGGACCAUGCAGCUGGGGACUGGGUAUCUCUCGACACCUUCAUCUCGCUUGUCUGCCAAAGCAGCAAGGCACACCAAGAAGGUUUGACCAUGCCAACCUAUACUCCAGACCUCAAAAGAGACCCUUACAACACCCCGGCGCUCAAUAUCACCCUCUCGCGAGAAGACCGACUCGCUCAACUUCCCCUGUUCCACAUCAUCGAAAAGAGCAAGUUCCAAGUCAAAUCACCGCCUCCAACCCGCGCCGGUAUCUACCGCAUAGCAGAGCCCACCAUCCAACAGCUUAAAGCUCGAUGUGCCCAAUACCUGGACCAGGUGGAGUACGUAAGCUCCUACGACUGCAUAUCCGCCCUCGUAUGGAUCGCUCUCACCCGGGCCCGUCUGCACAUCCAUCCCGACCAAGCCAACGCUCCAUCGCGCUUCGUCCACCCCAUCGACGUCCGAUCCCGCGACCCCGAACAUAAAACCUCGCUCCAGUACUUUGGCAACGCCGUCAUCGGCACCCUCGCUGGGCCAGUGCCCGCCACCACACUCAUAUCCGACGGGGACCGCAGUCUUGCCGCAGCAGCUACGAAGAUCCGCCAAUCCAUCCACGCCGUUGACAUAUCGAAGAUUGGGCACAUUACAGCGUUGCAGACCUCACUCGCAGACACUCAAAUACUUCUUCCGAACGCUGACUUUGCGGGCAUGGAUCUGUUCAUGAACACCUGGUACACCGGGAGCGCGGCUAAGUAUGAUCUAGGAGGGGCACCACGGCCCGUGGCUUUUCGAGUGCAGGCGGGAGUGCCGGGCGCGUGCGCGGUAAUUCUACCAAAUUUCUAUGAGAGUGAUACGAGGGUAUUUGAGGUUUUCGUGCAAGCUCCGGAGCCAGAGCAUGAGGCUCUGAUGGAAGAUGUGGAGUUUUUGAAAUAUUUCGAGCAGGUUGCAUAA
This is a messenger RNA of Aspergillus welwitschiae, 1347 nucleotides long. RefSeq names its product transferase. Gene Ontology annotation, biological process: secondary metabolite biosynthetic process. Gene Ontology annotation, molecular function: acyltransferase activity, transferring groups other than amino-acyl groups. Bases 1 to 1347 code for a protein of 448 amino acids. NCBI's taxonomy places the organism in Eukaryota, Fungi, Ascomycota, Eurotiomycetes, Eurotiales, Aspergillaceae. The transcript has a single exon. The record is from RefSeq and is a predicted model, not a curated record.